Molecule: messenger RNA, 1850 nt
Organism: Prosopis cineraria
Lineage: Eukaryota; Viridiplantae; Streptophyta; Magnoliopsida; Fabales; Fabaceae
Product: trimethyltridecatetraene synthase-like
Exons: 2
Coding region: 20-1558 (512 amino acids)
Molecular function (GO): monooxygenase activity; oxidoreductase activity, acting on paired donors, with incorporation or reduction of molecular oxygen; heme binding
Source: RefSeq, a predicted model, not a curated record
AACCCUUCAGCCAUUAACAAUGGUAAUCGAAUUGGCAGGCCGUCCAACCGCUGCAGCCGCAUGGUUCACCACCUGCGCCGUCGUCCUCUUCCUCGGCCGCCAUCUCUGCCGCCGUAGAUACAACUUCCCACCAGGCCCAAAACCCUGGCCCAUUAUUGGCAAUCUCAACCUGAUAGGUCCUCUCCCUCACCGAUCCAUUCACGCUCUCUCACAUAAAUACGGGCCCAUCAUGCAUAUCUGGUUUGGAUCCAAACCCGUCGUGGUGGGCUCGUCCGUCGAGAUGGCCAGGGAGAUCCUGAAAACCCACGACGCCACCUUGGCUGGCCGCCCCCAGUUCGCCGCCGGCAAGUACACCACCUACAACUACUCCGACAUCGCGGGGUCCCAGUACGGCCCGUACUGGCGACAAGCUUGCAAAAUAUGCCUGACAGACCUGUUCAGUGUGAAACGCCUGGAAUCCUACGAGUACAUCAGAAGAGAAGAAUUGAAAGCUCUUUUUAGAGAAUUACACGAUUUGGCGAACAAGACCAUAGUGCUGAAAGAUUACCUCUCGACUCUGAGCCUGAACGUUAUAAGCAGGAUGGUGCUGGGUAAGAAGUACACGGAGAAGAGCGACGACGCAAUCGUGUCGCCGAAGGAGUUCAAGAAGAUGCUCGACGAGUUGUUCUUCUUGAAUGGAGUGUUGAACAUCGGAGACUUCAUUCCAUGGAUUAAUUUUCUGGACUUGCAGGGUUAUAUAAAGAGAAUGAAGGCAGUUGGCAAGAAGAUGGAUUGCUUCAUGGAGCAUGUUUUGGAUGAACAUAAUGAAAGAAGAAGAGGGCUUCCAGAUUUUGUUCCAAAAGACAUGGUGGAUGUGCUUCUUCAGCUUGCAGAUGAUCCCACUCUCGAGGUCAAGCUCGAGAGGCAUGGAGUCAAAGCUUUUGUUCAGGAGUUGAUAGCCGGAGGAACAGAGAGCUCAACAGUGACAGUAGAAUGGGCAAUUUCAGAGCUUGUAAGAAAGCCAAAGAUAUUCAAGAAGGCGACAGAAGAGCUCGACAGAGUCAUAGGAAGAGAUCGAUGGGUUGACGAAAAAGACAUGGCCAAUUUACCAUACAUCAACGCAAUCGCAAAAGAAACCAUGAGGCUACACCCUGUGGUUCCCAUGCUCGUGCCCAGGCUAGCCAGAGACGACGUGAAGAUCGCAGGCUAUGACAUCCCCAAAGGAACCCAAGUCCUUGUUAACGUGUGGACCAUAGGAAGAGACCCUGCAAUAUGGGAAAACCCUAAUGAGUUCAAACCAGAGAGGUUCAUGGGGAAGAACAUCGACGUGAAGGGACACGACUAUGAGCUGUUGCCGUUUGGAUCAGGAAGAAGAAUGUGUCCAGGUUAUCCUUUAGGGAUAAAGGUGAUUCAGGCGAGCUUGGCAAAUCUGUUGCAUGGGUUUCAUUGGAGACUCAAGAGUGGCAUGAAGAAGGAGGAGUUGAACAUGGAAGAGAUUUUCGGGCUCUCUACACCAAAGAAACAUCCUCUUGAAGUUGUGCUUGAGCCUAGACUUGGUGCUCAUCUCUAUAUUCUCUGAUUCUCUCUCAGGUAUGAUCAGUGUAGUUUCCCUAUGUUGCGAGCUGCAAUAGAUCUCAAGUUUUCAUGGACCUUUAACAAUUAUUAUAGCUUAUAAAAUAUGCUAGAGUAUGCUGCUAUGUGUUUAAUGUUUUCCUAUGUCGGAAUAAAUGUUUUCUUUCUCCCAUGAAGUGAGAGUAAUGGUUGUUACUGUCACAUUAUGUGUACUGAGAUGAUUAAGCCUGUAGUGUAAGAUGAAUUAUAUUAAUACGAUGUUUAUGAUCAAUUUCUUGAGCUGGGUUGAUCAAACAUCU